AUGUCGCAGUCUACUUCACAAGUGAGUGCUUCUCACUACAAGGACUGGCCGAACACGACCGGCCUCGACGCUCACUAUGAGGAGCGAAGCCCCGUUGAGCUGAGUGUUGAAGGCAAGAUUCCGUCAUAUAUCUCUGGCACAUUGUUUCGGACCGGCCUUGGGCCUCGUAUCAUCGACAGAGGAGCCGCUCCUGCAUUUAAGGUCAACCACUGGUUCGACAACUUCUCACAGGUACAUCGCUUUCACAUCGACCCUUCUGGCUCGGUUAUGUAUAAUUCACGUCUAACCUCUGAUGGUCUGAUCGAGCAAGCAAGGAAGACCGGAAAAUUAGAAGGCUUCACAUUUGCUAGAAAGUACGAGCCUUGCAGGAGCUUCUUCAAGAAAGCCCAAGCCAUGUUCCAGCCAGUGCAGAGACCAAAUGCGCCGAACGAACGCAAUGUUGGUGUAACGAUUACAGCAAAUUACCCAGGCUUGGACAAUAAGGGCCACGCCAGCAUAGUACCUUACGAUAAAGCAACCGUGUCGCAGAUUACGAUGAAAACCGACGCCUCCGUAUUUCAGAUCCUAGAUCCCGAGAGUCUAGAGCCGGUCGGUGUGGCAGAGCAAGCCAAGCUGCACCCUGAACUCACAGGACCCUUGAGCGCAGCACACGCUGAACACGACCCUACAACAGGAGACAUAUUUAACUACAACCUUGACCUGGGCCGGACUGCCACUUACCGUGUCUUUCGCACAUCUGCCUCCACAGGAAAGACAUCAAUACUUGCCACAAUCUCUCAUGAUCCAGCUUACAUCCACUCUCAGUUCCUCACUGAGAAUUAUCUUGUACUCUGCAUGUGGAACAGCAGCUUCACUAAGGGCGGUGCUUCGAUGCUCUGGCACCGGAAUCUGAUGGAUGCCAUGAUUUGGGACAACAAGCGCCCUGCCACAUGGUUCGUCAUCGACAAGCGACCCCCCGAACAAGGCGGUCGAGGCCUCGUUGCUCGAUACGAAACAGAGCCGUUCUUCUGUUUCCAUUCCGUCAACUCGUAUGAGGAGACGGUCGACGGCAAAACAGACAUUGUGUGCGACCUGCUGGGCUACGAGGACAUAUCUGUGCUCAGCCGAUUCUACUUCAAGAAUAUGCUCUCGGACAGCCCCGCCGCCGCGAAGUGGUCCGAUCCAUCAAACACCAAGGCACGGCCCACCUACCGCCGUUACCGUCUCCCAGCUAUUCCCGAUCGCCCCAACAAGGCCGUCAGUAAGGCCCUCAUUGAGUAUCAAAGUCCACCCCAAAGCGCACCCGAGCUCCCAACCAUCAAUCCCAAUUACCAGACCAAGAAGCACCGCUACAUCUACGGCAUCAGCGACACCGGUCUCUCCACAUUUGCCGACUCCCUGGUCAAAUACGACACCGAGACACACGAGGUCAAACGCUGGAGCGUGCACGGCCACACCGCAGGCGAAGCCAUCUUCGUUCCCGACCCGGCCGGCAUGGACGGGGAGGAAGAUGAGGGCGUGCUCCUGACGGUCGUCCUCGAUGGCUUCGAGGGCAAGAGCUAUCUGCUCAUCCUCGACGCGCGGUCCUUGGACACAGUGGCAAAGGCUCACGUGGACGGUGUGGUGGGCAUGGGGUUUCAUGGACUCUGGGCGGGCAGCAAAGCCGAGCUCGCGACGACGACGACGACGACGCCGGUGGCCAAGCUGUGA
Molecule: messenger RNA, 1689 nt
Organism: Cyphellophora europaea CBS 101466
Lineage: Eukaryota; Fungi; Ascomycota; Eurotiomycetes; Chaetothyriales; Cyphellophoraceae
Exons: 1
Coding region: 1-1689 (562 amino acids)
Biological process (GO): carotene catabolic process
Molecular function (GO): carotenoid dioxygenase activity
Source: RefSeq, a predicted model, not a curated record